AUGGCAAUACUGACGGUUUCUCCCGAAAAGCGGUGCUGGGUAACCUUGGUGACAAAGCCAUCGUAUCUACCAGGUGUUGUGGUUUUGGCCCAUACUCUCGAUCAGCACAAGUCCAGUUACCCUUUGUUGGUGCAGUACUCGGACUCGUUGGGGGAUAAGGCUCUCAGCGUCCUCCAAGAAGAAGCCAAGAGCUCUGGCCGAAUACAACUGCAGCGAGUUCCCCUCUUGCUGCCGAGGAAGGAUCAGGAGAACACUGGCAGUGUGGCUGAACGUUUCAAAGACACAUUUACCAAACUCCGAGCCUUCGAGAUCUACAAGCUAGGCUUUACAGAGGCCGUCUUUCUGGAUGCCGAUAUGGCCAUCUUCCAGAAUCCCGACGACAUCUUUGAAUGCAGCUUACCAGGUCGAGAAUGGAUCGGAGCUAAUCACGCCUGCGUGUGUAACCUGGAUAGCGAUCCAUGGGCUCCGUCUGAGUGGCACAAGGGAAAUUGUGCCUAUACACCCUUGAACCUCCCCGACGAGGUAGCUCCAGCGAUGACCUUCGAAAGCCGACCCACAUAUCAUCUCUUGAACAGCGGCAUGUUUCUCUUCUACCCCUCUGAACAGUUGUGGGACAGGAUGCUUCGUUUCUUCAACUCCAGCGAUGAGCUCAAGAACUAUCAAUUCCCGGAUCAGGACUUCCUUGCCGAUUUUUUUCGUGGAAAGUGGCAUCCACUAUCCUGGAAAUACAAUGCCCUCAAGACUAUGAGAUAUUGGCAUCCUCGAAUGUGGUCUGAUGAUACGCUGGUGAUACUCCAUUACAUUGUUGACAAGCCUUGGGAACGACAGCUCAGUCAGGAUGGUCUUGCCGGCCAUCUUGGCAGAGAUGGAGACACGCAUCAAUGGUGGUGGGACAUGUACCAUGAAUGGAGACAACAGCGACAAAGGAUCGACCCAAAUGGCAUAGGGGUCGUGACAAUGGAGGAGCUGGUCGAUACCGAGGAACCCUUCACCAAAAUGGUUCCACUGCCUCAGGAUGUUGGCAGACCGGAGGAUGUCCUCCCAUAUCCUUGA
Fonsecaea nubica is the source of this 1053-nucleotide messenger RNA. RefSeq lists its product as hypothetical. The record is from RefSeq and is a predicted model, not a curated record. The transcript has a single exon. NCBI's taxonomy places the organism in Eukaryota, Fungi, Ascomycota, Eurotiomycetes, Chaetothyriales, Herpotrichiellaceae. The coding region runs from base 1 to 1053 and encodes 350 amino acids. Gene Ontology annotation, molecular function: glycosyltransferase activity.